GGCCUGAGCCACCUGCACCAGCACAAGGUGAUUCAUCGAGAUAUUAAGGGGCAGAACGUCUUGCUGACUGAAAACGCUGAAGUGAAGCUAGUGGACUUUGGAGUGAGUGCCCAGCUUGACCGAACAGUGGGCAGGAGGAACACAUUCAUUGGGACCCCCUAUUGGAUGGCACCAGAAGUCAUUGCCUGUGACGAGAACCCAGACGCUACCUAUGAUUUCAAGAGUGACUUGUGGUCCUUGGGAAUCACCGCCAUCGAGAUGGCAGAAGGUGCUCCCCCCCUCUGUGACAUGCAUCCCAUGAGAGCCCUCUUCCUCAUCCCCCGGAACCCUGCGCCCCGCCUCAAGUCCAAGAAGUGGUAA
This is a messenger RNA of Psammomys obesus (fat sand rat), 360 nucleotides long. RefSeq names its product traf2 and NCK-interacting protein kinase-like. The transcript is spliced from 4 exons. Gene Ontology annotation, molecular function: protein kinase activity; ATP binding. The annotation marks the transcript as partial. Gene Ontology annotation, biological process: protein phosphorylation. Lineage: Eukaryota; Metazoa; Chordata; Mammalia; Rodentia; Muridae. The record is from RefSeq and is a predicted model, not a curated record.